Messenger RNA from Cyphomyrmex costatus, 1400 nucleotides. Its product is annotated as prostatic acid phosphatase. The coding region runs from base 34 to 1230 and encodes 398 amino acids. Gene Ontology annotation, biological process: dephosphorylation. Gene Ontology annotation, molecular function: phosphatase activity. The transcript is spliced from 7 exons. NCBI's taxonomy places the organism in Eukaryota, Metazoa, Arthropoda, Insecta, Hymenoptera, Formicidae. The record is from RefSeq and is a predicted model, not a curated record.
GGACACGGCCCUCUGGUUCGCAAUUAAUUCGACAUGAACCCCUCAGCAACAGCUCUUCCUCUUUUCACGCUACUCACGCUGACAUUAGGUAAAUCAAUACCUUUGUCCUCCAAGAUUACGAAUACGGAAAGGGACACACAAUGCAUGCAACAUCACGAAACUAAGAAGAACACUUUGCGACUAGUCACAGUGGUAUUAAGACAUGGAGAUAGGGCACCUGUGGAUACUUAUCCAAAUGAUCCUCAUAUCAAUGAUAGUAUGGAGCCGUAUGGUUGGGGUCAGCUAACAAAUGAAGGAAGAAGGAACCAGUAUAAUCAAGGAUCGUUUCUGCGAAAGCGUUAUGAUUGCUUUCUGAGCUCGACAUAUCAUCCCGACAUAUUUUAUCUGCAGACCACUGAUGUAGAUCGUACGAAAAUGUCGGGCCAAUUGGAGUCCUCUGCUUUGUGGAAACCUAACAAGAGUCAGCAGUUCGUAUCUGAUCUACCUUGGCAACCAGUUACACUGUUUUAUCAGGAACGUCAAGACGACACGCUUUUGUUAAUAUGGAACAAGUGUCCAAAAUAUACACAACUGCGCUCGUCAGCGAACGAUUUGCCGGAAGUCCAGAAGGUGCAUGAGGAUAGUAAGCAAUUGUUCACCGAACUUUCGAACUUCACGGGCAUGCCGAUCACGACUGUUGACGAUGCUAGUUCACUUUAUGCUACGUUGACAUCUGAGAAAUAUAUGAAUUUGGACUUGCCAGAAUGGACAAAAGAUUACUAUCCUGAAAAAUUGGAACUCUUGACCUUAUUUGAACUGCAGCUUAAUACUUAUAGCGAUGAAUUCCGCAGACUAAAGGGUGGUCCCAUGCUGAAGAAAUUCAUCAACGAUAUGUUAGCGAAAAAGAAUGGUACUUUACAGCCUGAAAAAAGAAAAAUGUUUAUGUAUAUCGGUCAUGAUAGCACUAUCGUCACCCUACUAGACACCAUGCACAUUUGGCGUAAUCAAAUGCCCUAUUUUAACAUUAUGACGAUGAUAGAGCUGCACGAAGACGAAGGUGAAUGGAAUGUUCAGAUAUUUCUAAGAAAUACGACAGCUCACGAACCAUAUCCGAUGACAAUACCUGGAUGCGACGUUGUAUGUCCUCUUGACAAAUUCGUGGAGCUCACGAAGCUAAUAAUACCAGAUAAUUGGGAGGAAGAGUGUAGGGUUGACAGUAACUAUACAACUCCAUCACCACCACCUCCAUAAUUAUAGAAAUUGUUAUAUACUAGUCAUGUUAUAAUUCAAAUAAUUUUAUUGUAUGCACAUUGUAAAUAGCUAUUUACAUCAUUGAUGUAGAAAACAACUCUUGUUGCUUUGUUUUUGUAUUUGGGAAUCCAAAUUAUUACUAAUUUAUGAAGCAUAGUCAAAUCCUUAAA